CUCGUUUAAUUAUUGUAAAAUACUAUAUAAAUAAGUAUAUAUUUGAUCUGGCUCCUGUAUUUAGUUUUCUUAAUUCCUUUACUGGUUUUACACCAAAAAUGAGUAUGACAGUAGUAUUUUCAGAAACAGAGGGAAAAGUGGAGAAGAAAAUUCGCCUUAAGGACAUAGCCAUCUGCGGUUUAUCUGAAUUUUUUGGAACAGCCGUUUUACUCUUUUUAUCAUGUACCGCUACGACUAUGGAUGUACAGGGGAAUGUACCCAGUAUUCACCCCCAAUUGGCAGCUGGACUCGCAGUUACAGUAGUUAUACAGAUGCUGGGACAUAUUUCUGGCGCCUACGUAAAUCCAGUAGUGACACUUUCAGCGUAUAUCUUAGGAGAAAUCAAUUUGAAACAAGCACUAACCUACAUCGGUUGCCAAAUUUUUGGGUGCCUUUGCGGAACUGGAUUUCACAGAUUAUUGACCCCGGAAAUUGCAUUCCAAAAAGGCUACGGUCGGGGAGUAUGCGUUAAUGCUCCAGGACAAGGAAUUACUGAUGUCGAGGCUUUUGGGAUAGAAACGAUUUUAACAAUAAUAUUGGUGGUAGCAAAUGCAUCUAGCUGGGAUAAGAGAAAUUCUCAAAAAUCGGAUUCUGUACCACUAAAAAUUGGAUUAGUUGUUGUAUCACUGAACAUAUCUGCAGCAGCAUAUACUGGUGCUAGUAUGAACCCUGCCCGAAGUUUUGGCCCAGCUGUAUGGGCUUCAGAUUAUGUUUCUCAUUGGGUAUAUUGGGCAGGUCCUACAUUAGGAUCACUCAUCGCUAGUUACAGCUACAAAUAUAUAUUUUCAGAAAGAAAUCUUUAAAAUAAAUUUAAUGCGCCAUUAAAUAUUUUUUGAUGCCAGA
Molecule: messenger RNA, 882 nt
Organism: Psylliodes chrysocephalus
Lineage: Eukaryota; Metazoa; Arthropoda; Insecta; Coleoptera; Chrysomelidae
Source: the annotation of a GenBank genome assembly